CUCGUCUUCUGUACCUCACAGUUGUGAGGAGCCGCACAGUCGUCAGGUGCGGACGGCUGCGUCAUCGCGGUGACGUCACGGACAGCCCGUCCCCAGUCAGUGCAGUGCAAUGGCUGACGCCGCAUCCCCAUCUACCGCCGGGCCUCCGCAGUCGGACUCGGACACCAUGGCCGACAACGCCAAGGGCUAUCUACUGGCCAUCGUCGGCGAGGUCGACUCGCCCGAAGCGCUGAGGGCGGCGGCAGAGGCCGUCGGAAGAGGAAUUAAGGCAUGGCCCAACCCUGCCAUGAAGGAAGAUGUCAGCACAGCCCUGAAGGACAUGAUGUCCCAGAAGCCGUCAGUCUCAGAUGACAUUCAAGGCCAGCAAACCCUACAACACAGCAGUGACAACAUGGAGGCGGUCCUGCUGCUCAACCCCAUCUUGGACACAGUCAAGUCCGAGGUGAAGAACAUGCUGACCCACCAGGACAGGCACAAGCACCUGGUCUUUGGAGGCAAAGCAGCGGAGAACAGUGGAGACUGGGUCCUGCAAGAUGGGGCCUUCUCCUUCCUGGACCUGAUCGACCUGUGCAAGGAUCCCGAUGUCUCCACUGCGCUCACAUCCAUGGGCAGUCGACCCUGCCUAACUGUAAGCUGUGCAUCCGAGGGAGAUUUCAAAGGAAUGUCGUGUGCAACAAAGUCGUUAGAGCAACAGAUAGAGAUUCAACUGAACCCCAAACAGGAUGAUUGCGACAUCGAGAGCACAGAAGACUUUGGUUGUUACCUGAUUGACACAACUAAUCUGGAGACACCUUUCAAUCUGCUGGAGCCUGCAAAGGCAAGUGGAUUCCUCAAGAUCAGUAAGCCAUCGCUGUAUGUAUUCCCUGCUGGGAAGGGAGACGCUGCUUUCUUUGCUGUAAAUGGCUUCAACAUCCUGGUGAACGGUGGCUCAUCCCGGAAGGCUUGCUUCUGGAAGCUUGUUCGGCACUUGGACAGAAUAGAUGCUGUCAUGAUGACACACGCUGGAACUGACAGUCUGCCUGGCAUGAACAGCUUCUUGCAGAGGAAAGUGGCUGAAAGAGACCUUGGGGAACCCAGCCCUGGCACAGAUGAAUACAAUGACUGGUUCAGUAAAGUAAAGUCUCCCGAGCUGGGAGUCUUUUACUUCAAUGCCCCUGACAAGACAAAAGCUAACAAUGGCGACUCCAUGGUUCUAACCAGCAGGGACCUUGGCUGUGACACCCUGGAGAACCUAAAGCUACUGGACAUAAAACCCUACCAUUGCAUGAGAACGGACUCUAAAUCAGAGCCACUGACACUCUUCAACAAAGUGGGUGUUGGCAAAUUAGACAUGUACAUACUCAAUCCAUUAAAAGACAGUAAAGAGGUCAAGGAGAUGCUACACCAGUGGAGCAACAAUGCAAAGAAAUUUAGCUCUGCAAAAAUUGGUGUAAAAGUUUCUGGUAAAGAUGUUGACAUUCCUAUUCCUGACCUGACAUCUAUAGCUGCUCUACUAGUGUGGCAUCCUGCAAACCCUACAGAGAAGAUUGUUAGGGUUCUCUUCCCUGGCAAUACUCCACAGAAUAAAAUAUUUGAAGGACUUGACAGAUUAAAACAUUUGGAUUUCCUCAAACAUCCACAUGCCUCCCAAAAGAUCCUAACUGAUCAAACCAAACCUAAGAAGAGGAAAGUAUCAGAGAAAAAAGUUCAAGAGAAAAGGGAAAAGACAGAAAAAAAGUCUGAGAAAAAGGUAACCGAGAAAGUUGAAGAAAAGCCAACACUGAAAGCAAAGCCCAAGCCUGCUGCUCCUAAGAAGAAAUCAAAACCCAAAGAGAAAAAGAAGACCACAAAGAAAGAUGUUGGCGCUGCUAUAGUAGCAACUGGUGCCAUUGCUGCAGCCACAGGAGCUACAGUUGUUGCUAUGGCAGCUGAUGAAGCUGCAGCUGCUCCACCAGAGCCAACCCCACCUAAACAAGAGCCAGCUUUUACUCCUCCAGAGGACCUUACUGCAGAGUUUGAAAAACAGCGAACAGAAGAGGCAGCUGAGGUGGAAGUUGCAGAAGAGGCAAAAGAAGAGAUGGAAGCUCAGAUCCCUGCAGAGGAGGAAGAGCCACCUACUACAGAAGAAGAAAAGGAAAAAGGUGCAGAAGAACUGGAAGGUAAGCCAUCUCCCGAUGAAGAGCCUGUACAACAAAUUGAAAAAGAAGACAACAUCCCAUCUGAAAUUAUCGAAGAAGCUGUUGAGAAGGAGGAAGAGCAGAUUGUCCAAGAUGAGGAGGAAGUGCAGGAAAAAGAAGAAGAGCAAGAAGAUCAUCGAGAAUUUGAGGAGGCCGAAACUGCUACUAACACAACCACAACAGAAGGUCCUGAUGAACCUGAUGAAGAUGAGGACGAGGAGGAAGAGGUGGAAGAGGAGGAGGAUGAGGGUGUAACUCCAACUGCUCUUGUGCUUCCCACCAGCAUUGAGGCUAAGGCAGAGGCUGAAGAGGAAUCAGAUCAAGAGAUGGAGGAACAGUCUUCUCCAGGAGAUGAAAGAGAUGGGGAGGGUGAUGAGGCAGACAUUGAGACCUCUCCUGAAAUCAGUGAUGUGAUGCAAAAGGGGGAGCCUGAUGAAGAGAAGGGAACUCCUGAAGAUUCAGGCCUGCCUGAGGAAGGACGUCGGCCAGAAUCAACUGAGUUGACAUCAGGGGAAGAGGCUGAAGGAAAAGAAGUCUCUGAGGAUGAAGCCCUUGGUGCUCAAGCAGAUGAUGAACAGAAUGGAGAAGUAGGAUCCCCAGAUGAGGAAGCAAACUAUGAAAUUGUUGAUGCUGCAGAGCCACUGGCCUCAUCACCAGCAGAGGAAGAGGUUAAGUCACCUGAAGAUAAGAAGUCCUCUUCUCCUCUCUCAUCCCCGGAAAUCAUAACUAUGGAAACAGCAGAUGCUGCAUUUGCGCCAAUUGCACUUGACGUUGCAGAUGAAUUGGAAGGAAUUCCCUUCAGCAUCCCAUCUGGAGAUCAUACAGAACAAGACCAAGAAAAAGAGGACAAAGAAGAAGAGGAAGAAGAGGAUGAGACAACUCCAGUUUCUGAGGACAGAACUCCAGUGGCAGAGGACAAAACACCUGUAACACCUGAGGAGAAGACACCUGUCACGGAGGAGGCAGUUUCACCGGCAAUUGAAAAAGCUGAAUCACCUGAGGAAGAACAUAAAGAGGAACUUGAAUCCCCUAAAUUAAAGCCUGAUGACAUUGACAUCUCCCCAAUUGAACAGGUGCAGGACUUUGAACCUAUCAAGUCAGCACCGCCCACAACAAAGACCUAUGAACCUGAUACAUCAGAUGCUGAUGCACAGUACCUUGCCAAAUGGGAAACACUGAAUGAUGUUAGCCCAUCUGCUGCUCCAGAAUAUGCCGCGCCAGUUGCUAUUGAAAUUGAAGAUGGAGAAGAUAGUGAGGGUGAGGAAAAAGAAACUCCAACCACUGACAAAAUAAAAUUGCUGGAAGAUCUUGAGGAAGAAGAUGAAUCAGAGCUGGCAGAGAUAGCAAAGUCUCCAGUACCUACUGAGGUAACAGAAGAACCAACAAAGAGAGAAGAUAUUACUGAGGUUACCAUGACAGUGGAAGUUUCAGUACAGGAAAAACACGAAACAGAAGAGGUUGUUGAGAAGGUGGAGGAGGGAGCAGCAGAAGAAGAUGAAGCAGAGGUCAAGUUAAAAACAGCAGCGGAAGUAAUAACAGCUCUUGUUGAUACAGAAAAGCAACUAGAACCUUCAUCGGAAGAACCUGAACCUGAAACAGCAGUUGGCUUCCAAACAGCAGCAGAAGUUACAUUUGCUUUAAUCGAUGCAGAGAAAGAACAGAGCCCUGCCGCAGAUGUGGAAUUCAAGACCGCAGCUGAAGUCUCAGCCGUCCUUGUUGAAUCUCAGAAUGUGCAAGAGCAGGAGGCAGAGAUGGAUCUUAAGACUGCUGGUGAAGUGGUUACGUCUCUUGUUGGAGCUAAAAUGGAUGAGGAACCUGAGGUUGAUGUUGAAUUGAAGACAGCUGCUGAAGUGAUGACGACUUUUACAGAGAUGCGACAACAAGAGGAGGAAAUGGAAACAAAGGUAGAUAUCAAACCUGUUGCUGAUGUUGCGAUAGCCCUUAUAGAUGUAGAAAAACAACAGGAACAAGAUGCAUCCACAGAACCAUCUGAAACUAUGUUAGACCUAAAGCCUGCCGCUGAGGUGGUUACAAGUCUCAUUGAGGCAGAAAAGCAGUUCAAGCCGGAGCCAGAGGUUGACUUGAAAACUGCAGCUGAGGUAGCGACAGCUGUGAUAGACACACAGAGGGAUGUUGAGUUAGAAACCAAAGUGGAACUGCAAACUGCUGCUGAAGUUAUCACAUCACUGGUUGAUAUUCAGCCGACAGACGAGGGAGCUGAAGAAGAAGAAGCUGAGGAGGAGGAGCAAGAGGCUGGUGAUCAGGUCAAACUUGAGACUGCUGCCAAUGUUAUAACUGCCCUGGAAGACAUAAAGAAGGAAUAUCCUAAAGAAUUUGACGUGGACUUUAAGACUGCUGCUGAAGUUGUUACAGCCCUGGAAGAUGCAAAAACUGAGGAGCCAACAGAAACUGAGGUAGAAUUCAAGACUGCUGCAGACGUUGUUACAGCUCUUGAAGGUGUAAAAACUGAAGGCCCAAUAGAAACUGAGGUAGAGCUGAAGACAGCUGCAGAGGUUAUUACAGCUCUUGAGGCUGCAAAAACCGAAGAGCCAGCAGAAACUGAGGCAGAAGAGCCAUCAGAAACAGAGAUAGAGUUGAAGACAGCUGCAGAAGUUGUUACAGCUCUUGAAAGUGUAAAAACUGAGGAGCCAGCUGAAGCAGAACAGCCAGCAGAAACUGGAAUGGAACUGAAGACAGCUGCAGAGGUUGUUACAGCUCUUGAAAGUGUAAAAACUGAAGAGCCAGAAGAAACAGAGGUUGAGUUGAAGACUGCCGCAGAGGUUGUUACAGCUCUUCAAAGUGUAAGAACAGAACCUGAAGCAGAACAGCCAGAAGAAACUGAGGUGCAACUCAAGACGGCUGCAGAGGUUGUCACAGCCCUUGAAAAUAUAAAAACUGAAGAGCCAGCAGAAACUGAGGUAGAAUUCAAGGCUGCCACAGAAGUUGUCACAGCUCUUGAAAGUGUGAAAACUGAAGAGCCAACAGAACCUGAAGUAGAACAGCCAGAAGAAAUCGAGGUGGACCUGAAAACAGCUGCAGAGGUUGCCACAGCUCUUGAAGCUGUGAAAACUGAAGAGCCAGCAGAAACUGAAGCAGAAGAGCCAACUGGGGUAGAACUCAGGACAGCUGCAGAGGUUGUUACAGCUCUUGAAAGAGCAAAAACUGAAGAAGCAACAGAAAUUGAAGAACAGCCAGAAGAAACCGAGGUGGAACUGAAAACAGCUGCAGAGGUUGUCACAGCUCUUGAAGCUGUGAAAACUGAAGAGCCAGCAGAAACUGAAGCAGAAGAGCCAACUGGGGUAGAACUCAGGACAGCUGCAGAGGUUGUUACAGCUCUUGAAAGUGCAAAAACUGAAAAAGCAACAGAAAUUGAAGAAGAACAGCCAGAAGAAACCGAGGUGGAACUGAAAACAGCUGCAGAGGUUGUCACAGCCCUUGAAAGUGUAAAAACUGAGGAGCCAACAGAAACAGAGGUGGAAUUUGAGACUGCUGCUGCAGUUAUAACUGCACUUGUAGAGGUUGAGCAACUGGCAGAAAUUGAGGUUGAGGCUUCCCAUGUGGACCAACAAGAGGAGGUGUCAUUGGUCACCACAGAAGAGGUGGAGGCAGUGUCUCGAGAACAGCCAAUGCCAAUGGAAAUAGAAAAUGAAGAAUCUCCAGAACCUAUGGAUACUGAGGAGGAAAGUCCUGAGCCCAUGGAAACUGAAGCAGGAGAGACAGAAGAAGAUACACAGGCAGCUGAAGAAUUUACCCCACCAGUAGAGAUUGCAGAAGUAGAAGUAGUCGCUGCAGAUGACAUGCAAGCUCCAGUCUCCAUGGAAGCACCUGAACCUCCACAGAGUGUGAGUGCAUUAGAAAAGCAGCUUCCUGGUGUCAAGGGAGAAAAACCGCCACAAAAAUCACCAACUAGCGAGCAAACCACAACAACAACAACAACAAAGAUAGAUGCCGGAGUUGCUGCAUCAGCUAUCGUGGGGGACGCAGUCUGGGCUGCCACCCAGGAGAUAAUGCUUGAACAAGCAGAAGAGGCAAAGUCAGCACCACCUUCAGACUAUCUAGAACAGUAUGAACUAAGCAAGUCCCCAGCUACACCAGAGACAGAAGAGUUUGAUGAUCAAAAGCAGGAUGCAUCUACUGACGAGGAAGAACUCGAGGAGCCAAACGCUGCCAUGGUUGCCUUUGAGUCAGCAAGUGUUGAAGCAGCUAAACAAGAAACAAUAGAAUUGGAAGCAGCUACAGCUGACGUUAAGGCAGAAGCGGAACCAACUGAAAAGACUGAAGUUGAAGCUGAAAAGGAAUCGAUUGAAGAGGCUGAAAUGGAAGCUAAAGAGGAACCAACUGAACAGUCAGAAGUUGAAGCUAAAUUGGGACCAACUGAAGAGCUCGAAGUUGAAACUAAAGAAGCACCAACUGAAGAAGCUAACGUUGAAGCUAUAGAGAAACCAACUGAAAAGCCAAAAGUUGAAGUAACUGAACAGCUGGAAGUUGACGUUAAAGUAGAGCCAACUAAAGAGCCAGACGUUGAAACCGAGGAACCACCUGAACAGCUGGAAGAAGCCAAAGUAGAGACAACUAAAGAGCCAGAAGUUGAAGCUAAAGAGGAACCAAUUGAAGAGCCUGAAGAUGAAGCCAGAGACAAAACAACUGAAGAGCCAGAAGUUGAAACUAAAGAGGCACCAACUGAAAAGCCUGAGGUUGAAGCUAAAGAGGAACCAAGUGAAGAAGCUGAAGAGGAAUCAACCGACAAGUCUGAAGUUAAAGAGGAACAAACUGAAGAUCAAGAGGUUGGAGCUAAAAAGGAAAUAAGCAAAGAGCAAGAGGUUCAAGCUAAAGAGGAACCAACGGAAGGGCCAGAGGUUGCAGUUAAAGAAGAUCCAACCAAACAGUCUGAGGCUGAAACUAAAGAGGAACCAACUGAAGAGCCAGAAGUUGAAGCUAAAGAGGAACCAACUGAGCAGCCAGAAGUUGAAGCUAAAGAGGAACCAACUGAGGAGCCAGAAGUUGAAGCUAAAGAGGAACAAACUGAGGAGCCAGAAGUUGAAGCUAAAGAGGAACCAACUGAAGAGCCAGAAGUUGAAGCUAAAGAGGAACCAACUGAGGAGCCAGAAGUUGAAGCCAGAGAGGAACCAACUGAGGAGCCAGAAGUUGAAGCUAAAGAGGAACCAACUGAGGAGCCAGAAGUUGAAGCUAAAGAGGAACAAACUGAGGAGCCAGAAGUUGAAGCUAAAGAGGAACCAACUGAGGAGCCAGAAGUUGAAGCUAAAGAGGAACAACAAACUGAGGAGCCAGAAGUUGAAGCUAAAGAGGAACCAACUGAGGAGCCAGAAGUUGAAGCUAAAGAGGAACCAACUGAAGAGCCAGAGGUUGCAGUUAAAGAAGAUCCAACCAAACAGUCUGAGGAUGAAACUAUAGAGCAACCAACCAAAGAGUCUGAAGUUGACGCUAAAGAGAAACCAACUGAAAAGCCAGAAGUUGAAGUUGAAGAGGAAGUAACUGAACAGCUGGAAGUUGAUGUUAAAGUAGAGCCAACUAAAGAGCCAGACGUUGAAACUGAAGAACCACCUGAACAGCUGGAAGAAGCCAAUGUAGAGCCAACUAAAGAGCCAGAAGUUGAAACUGAAGAACCACCUGAACAGCGGGAAGAAGCCAAAGUAGAGCCAACUAAAGAGCCAGACGUUGAAACUGAGGAACCACCUGAACAGCUGGAAGAAGCCAAAGUAGAGCCAACUAAAGAGCCAGACGUUGAAACUGAGGAACCACCUGAACAGCUGGAAGAAGCCAAAGUAGAGCCAACUAAAGAGCCAGAAGUUGAAACUAAAGAGGAACCAACAGAAGGGCCAGAAGUUGAAGCCAGAGAAGAAACAACUGAGGAGCCAGAAGUUGAAGCUAAAGAGGAACCAACAGAAGGACCUGAAGUUGAAGCCAGAGAGGAACCAACUGAGGAGCCAGAAGUUGAAGCUAAAGAGGAACCAACUGAGGAGCCAGAAGUUGAAGCUAAAGAGGAAUCAACUGAGGAGCCAGAAGUUGAAGCUACAGAGGAAUCAACUGAGAAGCCAGAAGUUGAAGCUAAAGAGGAAUCAACUGAGGAGCCAGAAGUUGAAGCUAAAGAGGAACCAACUGAAGAGCCUGAUGCUGAAGCUGGAGAGGAAACAGCUAAAGAUCAGCUUACUGAAAAGAAUGAUGAAUCUAAGCAGGAACGAAUUGAAGAGCCAGAAGUUGGAGCGAAGAUAAAAUCACCUCUGGAGUCAAAAGUUGAACAUAGAGUAAAACCAGCUGAAGAGCCAGCAAUCUCACCUGAAUCAGAACAAGCUGUAGAAUCAGAAGACAUUGAACCAAGGGAGAAACAAGUUGCAGAGCUAGAAGUUGAAGUAAAAAAGGGACAGAAAGACGACUCAACAACCAAACCCAAAGAUGACUCACCUGCAAAGCUUGUGCACGAGCCAAAAGUUGAGCCAACAAAUAAACUACCCAAAGUGCCAAGAGUUGAAACAAAGGAUGAGCCAGCUGAAGAGCCAAAUGUCAAAGACAAUUUAGAACCAGCUGCAGAGCCAGAUGUUACACCCACGAAAGAAUCAUCUGAGGAGCCAGAUGUUAUACCUAAAGAAGAGGCAGCUGAGGAGCCAGAUUUUACACCCGAGGAUGAAGCAUCUGAAGAGCCCAAAGUCGAGGAGAAGGAAGAACCAGGUAGAGGUGUUACACCCAUGAACAAACCAGCUGGAAGGCCAGAUGUUACACCAAAGGAAGAAGCAGCUGAAGAACCAGGUGUUAAACCCAAGGAAGAACCAGUUGAGGAGCCACAUGUUACACCUGAGGACGAACCAGCUACAGAGCCAGAUGUUACACCUAAGGACGAACCAGCUACAGAGCCAGAUGUUACACAUAAGGAAGAACCAGCUGCAGAGCCAGAUGUUACACAUAAGGAAGAACCAACUGAAGAGCCAGAUGUUACAAUCACAAAAGAAUCAACUGAAGAGCCAGAAGUUACACAUAAGGAAGAACCAGCUGAAGAGCCAGAUGUUACACCUAAGGAAGAACCAACUGCAAAGCCAGAUCAUACACAUAAGGAAGAGCCAUCUGAAGAGCCAGAUGUUGCACCUAAGGAAGAACCAGCUGCAGAGCCAGAUGUUACACCUAAGGAAGAGGCAGCUGAGGAGCCAGAUGUUACACCCACAAAAGAAUCAGCUGAAGAGCCAGAUGUUACAGCUAAGGAAGAGGCAGCUGAAGAGCCAGAUGUUACACCCACAGAAGAACCAGCUGAAGAGCCAGAUGUUACACCCACAAAAGAAUCAGCUGAAGAGCCAGAUGUUACAGCUAAGGAAGAGGCAGCUGAAGAGCCGGAUGUUACACCUACAGAAGGACCAGCUGAAGAGCCAGAUGUUACACACAAGGAAGAACCAGCUGAAGAGCCUGAUGUUACACCUAAGGAAGAACCAGCUACAGAGGCAGAUGUUACACCCGAGAAUGAAGCAGCUGAAGAGACAGAUGCUAAACCUAAGGAAGAACCAGCCACAGAGCCAGAUGUUACAACUAAGGAAGAAGCAGCUGAAGAGCCAGAUGUUACACCUAAGGAAGACCCAGCUGAAGAGCCAGAUGCUAAACCUAAGGAAGAGGCAGCUGAAGAGCCAGAUGUUACACCUGAGAAUGAAGCAGCUGAAGAGCCAGAUGUUACACCUAAGGAAGAACCAGCUGCAGAGUCAGAUGUUACACCUAAAGAAGAACCAGCUGAGGAACCAGACGUUACACCUAAGGAAGAACCAGCUGAAGAGCCAGAUGUUACACCUAAGGACAAACCAGCUACAGAGACAGAUGUUACACCCACAAAAGAAUCAGCUGAAGAGCCAGAUGUUACACCUAAAGAAGAACCAGCUGAGGAACCUGACGUUAAACCUAAGGAAGAACCAGCUGAAGAGUCAGAUGUUACACCUAAGGAAGAUUCAGCUGAGGAACCAGAUGUUACACCUAAGGAAGAACCAGCUGCAGAGACAGAUGUUACACCCACAAAAGAAUCAGCUGAAGAGCCAGAUGUUACACCCACAAAAGAAUCAGCUGAAGAGACAGCUAUUACACCCACAAAAGAAUCAGCUGAAGAGCCUGAAUUUACACCUGAGGAAGAACCAGCUGCAGAGCCAGAUGUUACACCUAAGGAAGAACCAGAUGCAGAGCCAGAUGUUACACAUAAGGAAGAGGCAGCUGAAGAGCCAGAUGUUACACCUAAGGAAGAACCAGCUGAAGAGCCAGAUGUUAAAUUCAAGGAACCAGCAGGGCCAGAAAUGGAGGUGAAGGAAGAACCAACUGAAAAGCCACAUGUUACAUUAAAAGAUGAAACAAUUGAAGAGAAACCAACCGAAGGGCAAAAGGAUACAUCUGAAAAGCAACCAAGUGAAGAGUUGGAAACUGAAUCCAGAGAGGGUCCUUCUAAGUCAGAGAAAGUCAAACAAGAUGUUGAAGCAAAAGAACCAGAGGAAGCACCUACUGAAGAGCCAAAAGCUGAAGUAAGUCAGAAAACUAACGCACUGGAAGUGGCAGUAAUAUACAGAUCUAAACCAAAUGAAGACGAACCUUCUGAAGAAUCAAAAUCAGAAGUGAAGGAAGAAACUGAACAACCAGAGGUUGAAACAUAUGAAGAACAGGCUGAGGAACCACAGGGUGAGUCAAAAGAGUGUCCAGUUCAAGAAUCAGAAAGUGCAUCAAGGGAUGAACUGACUGAUCAGUCAGAAGGUAAAACAAAGAAAGAAUUGGUCAAACAGUCAGGGGAAAUUAAGGAUGAACAAGAUAAAGAAACAGAAGUUGAAACAAGGGAAGAAGCAACUGAACAGCCAGAGGUUGAAGCAAAGGAAGAUCCAACUCAACAGAUAGAAAUUGAAGUAAAGGAUGAUCCAAAGGAGGAACAACUCUCACAGCCAAAAGAUGAAACAAAGGAAGAAGUUGUAGCAAAACAGCAACCAACUAUAGAAUCAGAAUUUGAAGCAAAAGCUGAAAAACUGGAGGUCCAAUCAAAGGAAGAACAAACUGGAAUGCAACAAAUAGAGAUGUCCUUACAAGCUGUGGGGUUAAAACACCAUUCUCUUCAACAUGAUGAAUCUCUAAGUGACCCUUGUGAACCAGAUUCUACAGAAGACAGAUCACCAGAUGUGCCUGUUACAGCCAAAGAAGAAAAAGUGGAACCUAAAGAGCAGGAAAGCCCUAUGGACGGCCUUGAUUCUGAUAGCCUAGAAAAAGAAACUCCAACUGAAGAUGCUCAGAUUUCAAAGGAAUAUGUUAUAAAUGGUGCUAUAGCAGGAGAAUCAGCCACUGAAAAGAUUAACAUUCCAGUAGAAGAUGCCAAAAGCUGCUCUGAAAUGGAGACAGAAAUGCCUCCAGUAAGGCGGAAAGAUACAAUAUUGGACUCCGAUGAAGGCAAGGAAUAUUCAAAACCUGCACAAGACACUGAGAUGACAAGUCCUUUGUUAGAGCCCUACACAACUCCUCCAGAAGAUACCCCAUCCAGAGAAACUUCAUUUGAAACAUCUGAGGACGACAUUGACAGUGUAGAACAAACUGCUAUGGAAGAGGCAACAUCAACAGAACGACCAACUAAAAUGAAGCGGAACAAUUUUUUAGGGGUGGUCGCAGAGGGUGCACUCUUAGCUAGUCAACUUGGGGACAAUGACCAAGAGGAAGAAGUGGAGAGUGAGCCUUCUGCAGGUGUUCUCUUAGAUGACAAAGGAAGCCCAUCCAUGCCUGAACCACAGACCGAUGAUGUAGAUGAACACCUAGGGGCCACAGGUGGGGAAACCACCCAUGAACACCCCCAGACUCCCUCUCCUACAGACGAACAGUAUGACAUCAUCUCCCCUACCAAGGAAGGCAUCCCCCCUCCACAUGAAGUGGACCAAUAUUCACCUGGGUUUUCCGGCAGGGCUGUGAAUGGAGAUGUCUCAGAUGAGGAUGAAAAAGAUGAUGAUACUGAAAAAGAGAAGCUUUGUGACGAGCCAGCAGCCUCUGCAGCCCCUGUGGCAGAUGGACCGACAGAGGUGCACACCCCCUCCCCCACGGAGGAGCAGUCAUCACCACCUCGCACACCAAGAACACCUGAUGAGAGGGAGCGUUUCCCAAGAUACAUAAACCCAAGCCCCAGUCUGUUGGCCUAUGACUCUAAUGGCAACAGCAGUCCUGAUCAGCACCAGACACCAUCCCCUCCAGAGGUUGGGCAAGGCCUUUGUUCACAGGAAUUGCUGGAACCGGCUCCUGUGCUUACGAGCAGCACGUCCUGCCCAGACGAGUUUGACAUGGAGGAGGAGCACCAAGAGGCUCCGCUGGACUUUGAGAGGAUUCAGACUGCCCCGGGCGGCCUCAUCCAGGGGGACGUUCACGUCUACGGAGGUCCUCAGGACGCUGCAAUCGACUUUGACCAUUCCCCUGAGGAUCCGCUUGAUCCGCCCCCAAUCAUUCCUCGUCGAGAUCUGGAUCCGGACCCUCCAGCCCCUGAUCCUGACCCCAUGAUGAUGGCACCAGAUGAUCCACAAACCCAGGCUGAGAACAUGAAUGCUCCACUUAUGAAUGGAAUCAAUGGCAUUGAUGGUAUUCCUGAUCCCAAGGUAGAUCCCAACGCCAAUCCAGACCCUGACGCUGAAGGCAACGUGGCUCCACCUCCUCCUCCCACUGAUUUACCAACAACGGAAAAACCAAAGAAGACUAAGACAAGCACCACAAAGACCAAGAAACCUGGCUCUAAGACGAAGACAUCAUCAGCAAGGCAGAACCUUGAAAGAAGGAUGCAGGAUUCCCUCAAGACAGAGAAGGUGGGGACAAGGAGACCAGCCUCUGGCAAGACCUUGACAACGUCUUCAAAGAGAGGACCACCCUCUCCUGUCAAAGACAAGGAAAUAACCAAGAAGACUGCAAAGACAGAAGACAACAUCAAGUUAGAAAAGAAGGCACUUCACAAGAGCAGGGCUCCCACAAAGAAAUCUAAAUCUGACCUGUCAAAACCCAAGGAUAGUGCAAGAAAGGAUGAUAAGCCAGGCGGGCUAGCCAGCCUAAAGAAGAGGUCGGAUUCCAGUGAGCGCAGGAGGCAUCGGUCAGGGUCACAGGAGCGUGCACAGAAAAGGGCUGCAGAGGCUGCUAGAAGGGCAGCUCAGAGACGGCUUGGGGUGGUGAAGAAGGAGCAGCUGGAGAAGGAAAAGGAGAAAGAGAAGACGUUCCCACUGAAAGCCAAGGAGAGGAGGCUGUCAGAGAAGUCCUCGUCCUCUGACAGGGUUGAUGCGAAACCAAAUGAUCAGAAACCAGAGGAAGGUGUUGAGAAGACAUCGAGCAAGGAAGCAAUUGAGAAGGCACCUGAGGAGGCAAAACCAACAGGAUCCAACCCUGAAGUGAAAGCUGAGAAGAAAGCAAAGAAGUCUGAGAAGAAGCCCAGUGAGGCAAAGAAGGAAAAGAGCACAGCAAAGAAAGCCAGUGAAGAGUUGAAGAAGGACAAGAAAGGUGAAAAGUCUGAGAGAAAAGCGCAUGAGAAACGGCCAGCAGAAGUUGUAUCUAAGAAGUCACCUACACCACCUAAACCCAAGGCACAGCAUAAAGGAGAGGAAGCAAAGAAACCUGCAAGGGUGUCAACAGUGAAGACAGAGAAGGUACUUGCUGUGAAGGCUGCCACACAUUCUGCUCCCCCCACCCCAAAACCAACCCCACCACCCCCUCCAACAGGUCCCCCCGUGUACCUGGACCUGGCGUAUGUACCAGCACAUGCCAACAACAGUUAUUCAGAUGCAGAAUUCUUCAGGCGCAUCAGAUGCAGGUACUACGUGAUCAGUGGAAACAGCAAGUCCACCGACGAGCCCAGCAUAAGUGUGCUCAAUGCCUUACUGGAAGGCAAGCAGAUGUGGAGCAACGGAGACUUCGACGUCACGCUCAUUCCGACCUACGACACUGACGCCAUGCGAGAGUGGUACCAGAAGAACUACUCGACUCUGGAGCAGGCGCAAAUCAACGUCAUCGCCAGCGGGAGCAAAGUCGUCAUGCAGGACGAGAGCUUCGAGGCCUGCAAGAUCGAGUUCUAAAUUCUCCCCACUGCUACAGAUGUCCUGUUCUUGGAAGGGAAUGUUUAUCUGUUAAAGGGGAUAUAUUCAGAAUUGAGGUGUGUUUUUACACCUUGUGAAAGAUGUAGAAAAUUGGAAGAAAUGCCAUCAUUGUAAAGGUUAGAUUUAAAUUCUUUUCAAAAUGGGUCUUUUAUUUAAAGAAAGUUUUGAUGGACCCUUGUUGCUUAAUUCAUCUAAUGUGCAAUCCAGCUGUCUGAGCUUUUCUGCACUUCAAUAUAGCAAUGUGAUGAGUCAUUUGCACCUGUAAAGUACAGUACACCUGUCGGCUAACUCCGUGUCAGCAUCCUUGCUGUUGUCUAAAUAACAACCCAGAAAAUAGCCUUAAAUAUCACCACUUAAGAUGCAGAGUAUCCACAAGGCACAAGAACUGCUGUACUUAGAAUGGAAAUUAUUCACACAGAAAAAUUUAAAGUAAAAAAAUGUAGAUGCUAGACUCUGCUGAAGUGACUGCCAGCUUCUCCUGCCCUUUUACAAUCCCUAAAUUCUUAACCACAUUUGACUACCAUGAAAGUCAUUCAGCUUCGAAAAAAAAAUAUGAAAAUUGCUUAUUCGUGACCAUGUAUCGACCUUUGAAUUCAGGAGGUUCAGAAAUUAACAGGAAAGAGAGGUUGCCAGUCAGUUCAUGUAGCUGAACUUAUCUAUAGUCAAUGAACUAUGAGAAGAAUGAAGUGCUUUUGCUAUGCCAUGAGAAAAAUGAUUCCAUAAAUACUAAGGUACAGGAAAAACUGCUGUAUGAAUAAUGUCUGAACAUGUUAUGAAUGAAGUUAUGAAGGUAAAAUAUGGUUAUAGAAUUAUACUGUGAACUUUAUAUUAUACCGUAUGUGUUACCAUUUUUGUACAUUUAAAUUUUAUAAAUUCUGCAUGGUUGGACAUAAAUGUACCAUGCAAUUUUUUUCUCAUAAAUCUUUCAGUGCAAUACCAGGACACUGUAUGCCAUUAUUUGCCAGUGCAGACAAUACUUGUACAUGCUGCUUCAACUCCUGGUCACCAAUCAAUGCUUUGAUGUAGAGGCUUUGCAAGAUGAUAAAGUUCUCAAAAGCAGACAAUGAUGGGUAAUCAGAAAAUUGCUCUUCACCUUUGUAUUAUCAUUAUACAAAAAUAUCUUAAAAUGUGUUUUCAUCACAAUGAUACAAUAUUUGGAUACACUUUUGACAAAGUAAACAGGGUUUCUAAUCAUAAUGUCUCCCAUAUGAUUAUGAAGUAAGAUGGCCACGUCACAAUUGUAGAUUUAGGUAAACCCCAAGUCAACUGGUAGGAGAUAGUGGGGGAGUCAUAGCGCCAUGUAUAGAGAAAGUGAACUUGAAAGAAGAUGUUGAGGUUACUGAUGAACACUAUUGCAUGCAGGAAAGAACUAUAUCAUAUUAUCUAUUUUGCUAUACCCCCUAAAUGCUGCCUGUAGUGAGAUAGAUAACUGAUAGAUGACAGAUAUGGUAUAUCAUUAUCUAAGCUUCCAACUUGAGCCAGGGGAAUGGCAGAUAUUAUAGAGUGGCAAUAUGAGAAAAUAUUCAUUUGGGAAUGUCCAUAAAUUUGAUAUGCCUCCUUUUGUGUGGAUGUAAUUAGUUCAUGUCAUCUAUAUCAAUAUUCUGUGAACAAGCUGCAGGGUUGUUUUUGCUAUUGGAGAGAAAUCAAUGGGUUAUGGUGCCCUGGAUUGACCCCAUCCAAGAUGAUGCCUGGAGCAUCCUGUGAGUUUUCAAGAGGCCCAUCUGGUCAGGUCAGGUAUCUGAUAGCUGUUCAAAGGCAAUGGAAAAUUUAGAUGUUCAUCUGAGUCGGUACGUUACAUAAUGAGAACUGAACUGUUCCCCAACUGAAGGAAUUUGACACAUCAGAAUGUUUGACUGGAUGCCUCAGUCUUCAUCAGCUAUCUGACGUGUCUACAGCACUUGGGUCAGAUAACUGAUGACAACCAAAGAUUGGUCAAAAAUUCCGGUUAGUCUAAUUCCUUCAGUUGGAAAACAGUUUGCCUGUCACUACAUGCACUACAUUGAUAUCAAAGAUGGUCUUGUUCCUAAAGGUGUUCAACAUCCAGAAGCACAUGUCAAUAAUAGAGGAGAAAUGACAGAAAUAAGGUGGAAAGGAUGACUACAAAAUAUACUGGAAUUUGUGCAAAGCCAACAAAUUGUUUCAACAAAGGCAUUUCAUGUUUUAUCAUUAUACAUGAUAUAUGCCUUGACAGGCUUUCCAUGCUCAGAACAAUACAGAACUAGAGUUUUCACCUAUUUGGCCCCCUUUGCAAUUAAGACCCGCAUUGAUUAGAUGUCCCACAAAGGUGAUGAAUUGAAUUUUUGCUGUAAUGAAAAUGUGGUCAUUUGACAUAUCAGGAAAUUGGAAUAGAGAAUGGUUACCCAUGAGAAGUGAGUCUAUAGCUAAAGGGAUUAUUGCUAGCAUCUUCCAAACAAUUCUCAGCAAAGGGAUGAUAAUGUUUUGGAAUGAUGUGAGGGUGCAGCCUCUAUAAAUUUUCGCAGGUUAAAGAAUACCUGCACUGGACUGUGAACUUUAAGAUUUCAGGUUUACAUUUUUUAAUGUGUAAUUUGCAAUCUUACAUCAUGAUCUUCUCAUCAUUCCUGAGACACAAUCUAGAUUUGUUCAUGUUUUCUCAACCCAAACUUUGUAGGUCAGUAAAACCAAAGUCUGUGGUGUAAGUGCAAAGCACAGUUAACAUGAUUUCAAAACCCAAUAGCAAGCCAACUCUGCAGCCUGAGGACUUUUAUGGCUAAUGUCAUUUUCUUCUCCCUCUCCUAUCAGAUAAUAGAUGUGAAUAAUGCAUAUUUAUUGAUUUCUCCCUUCUGUGUACAGAGAACCUCUUAUUGAUCGGUCCAACCAAAGUAACAAAUGUAAGAAAAGUGUAUUAAUCCAUCGCGGACUGGUCUCUGAUGCCUGCUCAAUGCAAAGGUCUGUCUAAAAUACAUGCUGCAAUCCAGAAACUGAAGUUAAACAUUUAAGGUAGAUUAAAGCAUCUAUCCAGUAGAGUUAGUAUGUGUAUUACGCAUGAUGUUCGACACAACCUUGCAGUCUUUGGAAGCAAAUGUCGCUACUGUAGGAAUACAAAAUGUAUGCUAUCACAAACUAGCAUGACACUAACUGUUGUACACAAACCUAUGUACCUUGUGGCCACCUUGAAGAGCCGUUUGCUGGACCAUGUGGAAAAGAAUGUUACAGGAGAGUUCUGUGCAAUAUAAGUAUCCAACAGUGUGCAUACCCAACAACACUUACUAAGCAAAAGAUUGAUCACCCCCUAAGGUGAUCUUGGUGUACCUUCCCACAAUAAAGGCAAAAAGUUCCAUACCUUACCUACAUGUAAGGUCCCAGUAAAGUUGUCAAAAAGCUAGCUGGGUUUCCAAACUUCCUUCUGUACUGGUACUUUUAUGAAUGGAUGGUAACAUUAUCCUUAUCCAUGAUCAUGAUAACGUGCGAAACUAAGCAAAUCACAUUUGAAAUUGGCGUACAAUUUUAGAAAGAAGGUAUGGAUUACAGUUUGACAACCAUUUCUAUGUCAUAGCCAUUUCAAAAUUUGUUUGACAAAAAAGGUGCAUUCUAAAUGUCUAUUUGGCAGGAAAGAAAUGAUCUUAAAUCUUGUUUAAAAUGUAUCUUCCAAAAUGAGGUCACAAAUUGGGUUAAGCACACAUUUCCUCCACCUCUGCCACAGUAAUGAAUGGGCUGUGAAAACAGCUGAGGUCCGACCAGGAAGUGUUCGUGAAAGAUUGGGAAUACCACUCUGUACUGCAUCAAAGAAUCCUCUUUGAAUAGUAGUAGUUUGUUGCAUUUUUCGGCACCCUCUGCAGUAAGCUGUAGGCUUCAAAUGUUUGCAUCCCUGAGAUAUGACCACCUUACUUGGUGAGGUAUUUCUGGAUGGAAGCUAUUUUACAGGGAUUACAAGCAACAACAUUAGAAGCUGCCCUAAUGUAGAGAGAGCGGAAAAGUACCUUGUAUACAGGGGUAGCAUUUGUGAAAGCAUAUGGGACAGUGAACAAGUUCUUUGAGGUGCACAAGAAGAAGCCCAACCAGUGUAACCAGUCUGGUAUACUAUGGGAAUAAAGAUCAAGCUUC
Molecule: messenger RNA, 18271 nt
Organism: Branchiostoma belcheri (Belcher's lancelet)
Lineage: Eukaryota; Metazoa; Chordata; Leptocardii; Amphioxiformes; Branchiostomatidae
Product: microtubule-associated protein 1B-like
Exons: 11
Coding region: 110-14188 (4692 amino acids)
Biological process (GO): regulation of microtubule depolymerization; dendrite development; microtubule cytoskeleton organization
Cellular component (GO): neuronal cell body; dendrite; synapse
Molecular function (GO): microtubule binding; actin binding
Source: RefSeq, a predicted model, not a curated record